Molecule: messenger RNA, 65 nt
Organism: Arabidopsis thaliana (thale cress)
Lineage: Eukaryota; Viridiplantae; Streptophyta; Magnoliopsida; Brassicales; Brassicaceae
Exons: 1
Coding region: 25-48 (7 amino acids)
Source: RefSeq, marked reviewed
GAAUAAGGAUCCCAUAUCGAUCGAAUGAAGAUGGAUGGGUUGAGAUAGGUUCGUUCCAACUUAAG